UCCACUUUAUUUGAACAUGUUUAAGUUUGGAUUUUUCUUAUUUAUUGCUACUCUGGUAACUUUGAACUUGGAGCUGUGUUUCAGUGCAUGUGCACGUGCGGAAUAUGAGAUAAAUGGGGAAUGCUGCCCCAUGUGUGCGCCAGGAAACCAUGUUUACUGGCAUUGUACUAUCGAUACCAGCACCACUUGUGUUCCAUGUCCGGCAUUAACAUACACUGACGAACCCAAUGGUUUAGAAAGGUGCUUCGCCUGCACUGCUUGUGACGCAGCCAAUGGUCUGAGAGUAAAGAAGACCUGCACACGAUCUUCAGAUACUGUCUGUGAGCCACUAGCAGGAUCCUACUGUAUACAGCGAAAUAAAGAUGGUUGUAGUUUUGCAGUAGAACACUCUAAAUGUCAACCUGGACAAUAUAUCAAACAAGCAGGAACACCUUUUACCAAUACUGAAUGUGGUAACUGCACAGAAGGCUCCUACUCUAAUGGUUCUUUCACCACCUGUCGACCACAUUCAAAUUGUGAGAAAGAGGGACGUAAAGUAAAAACACCAGGAACAGCGUCAUCUGAUGUUGAAUGUGAGGAUUCAGCUUCAGUUGCUGCUAUUGUUGUUGGAACUGUAAUUGGUGCUGGUUUUUGUGUUCUGCUGACUGCUGGGAUCACAACUUAUUUCAAAUUAAAACCUAAAAAACCACAGAACUCUAAAAGAGAUAAUAAUCACCAAGUGUCAGUACAGGAGAGUCCUUUUGUGCAAAGCGAGACCGUGCCAGUACAGGAGAUGGAGGCUUUUGCCCAGAUCUUGAAACUGACAUCUUUAGAUUAUCACAUGAAAGCACAGUCUUGUGUCUAUUGCCACAGCCAUGCUGAUAUUGAGCUGUAUCACAUGACCAUAAAUGUGAUGUUCCUCAUUUCACCAAAGUAA
Molecule: messenger RNA, 916 nt
Organism: Danio aesculapii
Lineage: Eukaryota; Metazoa; Chordata; Actinopteri; Cypriniformes; Danionidae
Product: tumor necrosis factor receptor superfamily member 14-like
Exons: 7
Coding region: 17-916 (299 amino acids)
Biological process (GO): positive regulation of T cell migration; positive regulation of cytokine production involved in immune response; negative regulation of alpha-beta T cell proliferation
Cellular component (GO): external side of plasma membrane
Molecular function (GO): protein binding
Source: RefSeq, a predicted model, not a curated record